AUUUCGACUUUCAGCACAAGGCGACCAAGCAAGAAGAAAGGAGGAAUUCGCACAAAACAAGUUAGAACACGAUCAAAUCCGAUUGCAUCUUAGACUGUAUUUAUUUACACUUAUUUAUUCCCGUGUCCAGUGCUGUGCAAUGAACUGUUCUCAGCUAGUUGCGAAUUUUGGCACUAUCAGUGAUUAUCUAUCACAAUAAAAACGGACUCAUUGAUACUACGGUGCGGUGUCACCAACCAAGUGAAUUUGUUUAUAUUUGGAAGAUUAGAGUUAUUUUCAUAUAAUGUGAUGUGAUAACAUUGCGAAUUAUUUCCUGUAAUUAACUAUCUUUACACCUUAUCAAUUAAAUCUAUUCUAGCCUGACAAUCCAAAAUGAGCUCCUCGCUGCGCAAGGAUUUUCAUUCUGUUAUCAGAAAUAAUCGUACGGUUCGAUCCACUUCGAGUAAAUGAAAAAAAACAAUUAAAACAACAUAACUAAAGAAAUUGUUCAACUUUCAUUAGAUUGUGGAAUUUACUAAAAAACAAUGGAGGACAAGGACACCAUGUGCGUUGGCAAAGAUGGACAGCGGUACAAAUUAGAGAGCAUGUACAAACAAGUACGGGAACUCUUGGGGGAAGAUUCUAACAUGAAAGAACAAGAGUUAAAGGUCUUCAUGCGAUCUGAAAUGUUUCUACAAGUUUGUCCCGACCUAUAUGAAGCCUUUAAUUCAAUGGAGCGUCGAAUUCAAGAAGAGAAGCAAGUACGUGAUGGCGGUUCGAGUAGUUCCGAGGUUGUAGUUGUGAAGCAAGAGAAAGAUGAUUCAAAACAAGAAGAUAAAAUCAAGACUGAUUGUAUAGAAAAUCUGAAAGAAAAUGAUAUAAAGUUGAAAUCAAAAAAUUAUUCCUCUAACCAUGCAGAUUCAUCUAAAGAUGAAGAAGAAGAAAAAGAGUAUCAUAGAAGGAGUAAAAAGAAAAAACACCACAAGAAAAAACAACGCACUGUUAGUUCUUCCAACUCUUCUAGCAGUGAUAGUGACACAAGUGCUCCUCGUGCAUCAACAUCCACUAAGCAUGCCCAUCACCAUCGUCAUCAUCAGCACAAGAAAAAAGAUAUUAAACCUGAAAUAAGCGAUAUUAAAAUUAAGCAAGAGGAGAAAAAGAAGCCUAAGGACGUAGGGGAUGCUGAAAAAAGCAGUCAAAAAGUUCACCCUUAUUACCUCGGACAAAGUGGACCAGUUGUUCCCCAAAAAGGAAAAUUAUUUGGAAGUAAUAAUCAUUCUAAUGAUGAGGGGGACAAAGAAUUGUUCAAGAGGAAGAAAAAAAUCGACGAGCAUCAAAAGAAAAAGACUUAUCAUCAACAGGAAGCGGCUUCGUCGUCGUCGUCGAAUUUUCGUCAGCCAAAACCUUGUAGCUUCUAUAAUAGAUCAGCUGCAAAGGUCGGAUCAGGAAAAAAUUGGAAACCUUACGAAGAUGCUGAAUUUAGUAAGUAUGAAAAGAAAUUUAAACUCCGUGAUUUGUCAGUCCUUUGUGUGGAUCUUGCCAACUUACACAAUGUUGUUCCACUGAAACGUCACUUGACGAUAACAACCCGGAAAGAAGAGGAAAUCGAGAGUCAAGAAAAAAUCAAACGCAAAUCGUUUAAGCAUGUCCUCAAGAGGCUCUACUCUAAAAACCGCAAGAGGGACAAUAAAUAUAAAAAACGAGCUAAAUACGAAGCUGACAGUGGAGACAGUAGUGAUCCUGUUGUUCCAAAUAACAGGGCACGACAAGGAUACAACAACAAGGUUACUGAAAAGUCUCACAAUACAAAGGUUGGCAGUGCGGCAUGGAAGAAAGACCAACGUCAAAAAAGUUUGGAACAACUUAGAGAAAAAAAUGAACAGAAAAACCGAACGACAAGAAAACUUCCCUGGGAAAAUGAUGAGUAUUUCGGCAAAUCAAGAAACUCUGGUCCUGAUGCAUCAAAGAAUAAGGGUAGUGCUAAUAACCAAAAGGAUAGACCUAAACCUGAAGUCAUUCUUCCAAAAAUACCAAAACGGAAUGCACCAGCAACUUCAGUUCAAAAUUUGCUUAAUCAAAUUGAGUCGGCAAGACUCAUGGUUGAGCAAAAACCAAAGGUGGAGCUGAAAAUCCCAAAGUUUUCUGAGACUCCUUAUUCAUACAGCACGAGACAGCAAAAAACAGUGACUCAAGGACUAGUUGCACAUGAAGUAGACAAAUUAUUGCGUUCGAAUACGACCGUCCAAUGUCCUGCGAUGACAAACCUCCAAUCAGAAUUGGCCGAGUACACCAUUAGAAAAAUCGGUUGGUGGUUACUUAAAGAAGAAGAAGACCCUCCCGACGAAGUGAUAUAUCACCCGGAAUAUUAUGACAAUAAAAUCUAUGAAGAUUGGUUCAAUCCUGAGGACCACCAAGAUGACGAUGACUGUUCUAUCGGAUGUGUCAGUGAUCCUGAAGGAACUGAAACAGAGAUUCCACAGGCGCCUACCUUUUUUGACGCUGACAAAUUAGAUGAAUAUGCGGGUUCUGCGACAUUGGAAUCAAGAAUUCUGCAAGUAACUAAGGAUGUCGAAACGGGUGUCGAAAAGUCUUUCUAUAAAAAGUUCAUUGCUAUUAAACCUGGUUGUAACUACGAAAAGGACAACUUUGAGGCAAAGUGCUAUAUCUGCAAAGAAAGUUUGAAAGGAAGGCGCGCACUAGGAGCACACAUUCGUGGAGAGGCCCACAAAAAUGAAUUCCGUAACUAUUCUCUAAAUUUUGCAAAAUACGAGGAAAGUGUAGUAAAGGUUCAGCCCAAAAAAAUAUUUGUCGCAAAGUUGAUAAAGUACUCUACUGACGAUAGCCUUACAAUCCCAACUCCAGACGUUACAAAGGACCAAGAGUCUAAGCUUGUUAACCCAGAAAUUAGUGCCGGAAUAGACGACAUUGACGGAUCAAAUAGUCCUGGGGCCGUCAUCGACAGCAACCACUCUCUUGCCCCUGAAGUAAUUCGACUCCAAGACAUUGAUGACGACUUGAGCUUACCUAGUUUGGCUGUCUUUGAUUUGGAGCCAGACAAUCAACAACUACGGGCUAAAAUUUGUCUUAGGACGAAUGGCCUUUGGACAGCUGAAAUGGAAAAGAAAUGGUUACAAAUGCAAGAAAAUGAGACUCGAAUUACGGGACAAUAUAACGAAACCCGUGAUAAGUAUAUAAAUUCUCCGGAUUCUCACCCUUUGAAAGAAGACGAGUGGAUAAAAUUUUGGGAACGAAGGUGUACAGAAGUUGAAGCUGAAGGGAAGAAUCCUGACGAUCAUGAUUAUGCUGGAGAAUGGGUUCCUUUCUGGUUAAAACGUGUCCAGGAAAUUAUGAAAGCGGAAUUUGAAAUGAAAAUGCAGUUAAUGAAGCAAGAACUUGGCCUGGAUACAACUACUCUGAUCAGCCGAUGCCAGCAAAACAAUUUAUCUCCAGAUUCGGUUGAAAUUGUUUGCAAUAAGGGAGACAACAAGAAGGGGAACAAUUCCAAAUCAAUCUCCAGUUCUGAUAUUAGGGGUCGUAAUUUACAACAGUUACCCACUCAAAAUAAUAAAGUUUGUGCCACGGGUCAACCACCGCCACCUCCUCCUCCACAUCUGUCAACAAGGGACAAUCGCAAGACUGCACCAAUGGUGACAUAUCCUACUAAAAAUACGAGUGAUUUCAAAGGUAAUCGAGGCAGAGAUGAACGAGGUGGUCACAAUAACUAUGGACGAACAAGAUCUCGCUCUCCCCCUGACCGUUACGGCCGUAAUAAUGAUCGUAGGAAUGAUCGAAAAAGAGAAUUUAGACGGACUCCCCCAAAACAUAAUAAUCAUAAUAAUCGACGGCCUUCUGAUGACGAUAAAGUGAAAAAGCCAAGAGUAUCGAAUCCAGACUCGGACUGGGAGUCAGAAGAACCACAACCAAAGGUUGAAAAAUUCGAUGCCAAUCCUGCACCUCUUUUAAUUGCAAUGAAUGGUGGUGAAAAUUAUAAUUCAAGAUGGUCUGCAAAGCCAAUUCAGCCACCUAUCCCUCCCCUCCCCCUCUGUCAACUCGUCCUCCCCCUCCACCACCUCCAGUGCUAAAAGACGAAACGGUACGAAAGGAUGAAACACGUCAGCAAUCUGGCCAUUUGGAAACAGCUCUGGCCGAGCUACAGGAAGCCAUUCAAUUUACGGAAACAAUAAUGUCACAUGAUUUGCCAGGAUCUAUAUGUAAUUUGCGAGGCGUUUC
Messenger RNA from Folsomia candida, 4209 nucleotides. RefSeq lists its product as uncharacterized. NCBI's taxonomy places the organism in Eukaryota, Metazoa, Arthropoda, Collembola, Entomobryomorpha, Isotomidae. The coding region runs from base 525 to 4061 and encodes 1178 amino acids. The record is from RefSeq and is a predicted model, not a curated record. The transcript is spliced from 10 exons.